AUGCAGUCGUUUUGGAGAGCUCGUAAGAUCGACGAGGUGACGUCAGAUGACGAUAAGAUCGCUCCCGUGUAUCGCCUGGACGAGAUAUGUACGGACGUGCAAUCAAGUCCAUCGGAGGUGGUGAAGGAGGUGGUUGACUACAUCAUGCAGCGCCUCAACCACGCCUCGCCCUUCGUCAAGCUAAAGUCCCUGCGGCUGAUAAAGUACACGGUCUCGCGGGCAGGCACGGAGUUCCGCCGCAGCAUACAGCGCCACUCCGCCACCAUCAAGGGCAUGGUCCACUAUCGCGGACAGCCGGAUCCGUUAAGAGGCGACGCGCCCAACAAGGCGGUCCGGGAGGCAGCGCAGGAGGCGGUACAGGCGAUCUUCAACCCUCAGAACGACGUCAAGCCAGGCGCAGGCGCCAUGGGCGUCAGUGGCGGCGGCGCCGGUGCAGGUGGUUGUGGUGCGUCUACCGGAGGUGGCUAUAACGGGUAUGGGGGGCCUAGUGGCGGGAUGGAAGGCGGGCGGCGUCGGAUGGAGGGAUUUGGAAGCACCCCGGCGAGGGGAGAUGGUGGAGGGAGCGGCGGAGGGGGGAGGGGUGGCGGAGGAGGAGGCGGAGCAGGGGGGAUCGGCGCUGUGUUGGGGGUGAGUAGCGAGUCGAUCCGGCAGGGGAUCAGCAAGCUGGCGGGUGUGGUGGGGCAAGGCGCAGGAGGCUCCGCGCGGGGGAAAGCAGGCGGGGGGGAGUUUGAAGAGGCAGCUGGUGGGGGAAGCUACGUGGGCCCGCGGUUGGACUCGGUAGGGGGCGGUGGGGAUGCGUACGGGUAUGGAGGCAGCGGGUAUGGUCACGGAGACGGGUCUUCCUACCACCAGCAGCGGUACCCUGGUCCUUCCUCCUCCUCCUCGUCUGGUGCGUCUAAGUAUGUGGGUUUUGACCGGCAGGGGCGCACGUUCGACUCGUCUACUAACUCGUACUCGCCUGCUGCGGCACCUGCGGGUUACUCUGGCGGGGGGAGAGACAGAGAGUAUGGGUCGGACCGAGGGUACAGAGCAGGGGGGGGCUAUGGCGGUGGUGGGGGAGGGGGAGGAGGAGGAGGAGGAGGAGGGCCGUAUGGUGGGGGAGGGGGAGCAUAUGGCGGUGGGGGCGGGGGGGGAUAUGGAGGGGGAGGUGCGGAAGAGGACAGGGCAGGAGGGUGGGGCGAUGGGGGGCAGCAAGGGGAGGGACGCACCGAGGCAAGUGCAUGGGGAGGCGCGUCUGGGUCCGCGGACGGGAUGGGCGGAGGGGGGGGCGGAACAGGCGGAGGGGGCGGGGGUGAGGAGGAGCGAGUGGUGGAGGGCAUGACGGGGGCAGGCGGGGUGAGGCUGCAGCCCACACGCGAGGCGCUGAGGAGCUUCAUUGCCAGCCUGCCGAAGCUGAAUGCGGGCGCCGUGGCCCAGGCGCUGGAGACCCGCCUCCUCAGCAACUUGUGGCAGCCUCAUUACUCCCCGCACUCCCCCGCCCUCGACCCCUUUCCCCCCCCACCAGAUGCGUCUGAAGGCAAUACGUGGCUGAAGGCAAUGUGUGUGGUGGAGGCGGUGGUGCGGCAGGAGGGCGACCCUCUUAAAACGCGGCUGAAGGCCAUGUGCGUGGUGGAGGCGGUGGUGAGGCAGGAGGACGACGCACCCCUCUCACUACUGUCCUCCUGCCCGUCCCUUCCCUUCUCUUUCCUUGACUUCGCCCCGCAGACGCGGCUGAAGGCAAUGUGUGUGGUGGAGGUGGUGGUGAGGCAGGAGGGCGACCCUCAGUGUGACGCCAUUUAUGACUUUUUCGCCGACAAUCCCCACGUGCUGCAUGAGAACGUGGACUCGCCUCAGACGUCCCUCAGAGACAAGGCCAAGCGGGUACAAGAUUAA
This is a messenger RNA of Closterium sp. Naga37s-1, 1872 nucleotides long. Lineage: Eukaryota; Viridiplantae; Streptophyta; Zygnematophyceae; Desmidiales; Closteriaceae. The record is from the annotation of a GenBank genome assembly.